Abrus precatorius (Indian licorice) is the source of this 3003-nucleotide messenger RNA. RefSeq lists its product as uncharacterized. The transcript is spliced from 4 exons. The record is from RefSeq and is a predicted model, not a curated record. Lineage: Eukaryota; Viridiplantae; Streptophyta; Magnoliopsida; Fabales; Fabaceae. Bases 1 to 3003 code for a protein of 1000 amino acids.
AUGGAUAAAAGUUGGUUAUUGAAUCGAAGUUGGAUACAUGAAUCACGCUUAAGUUGGAAGUAUGAGACAGGAGUGGAAUACUUUAUUGAAUAUGUAAUACAGAAUGCUAAUAAUGAUAUGAAUGGGAAUUUUUUUUGUCCUUGUGUUAAUUGUUGUAAUGGAAGUCGUUUAGAACUUAAUGUUAUAAGGGAACAUCUUCUCUGUGAUGGUUUUCUUAAGAAUUAUACACGUUGGAUAUGGCAUGGUGAAAAUAUUGACAUUCCAACUGUCUCAAUUGAAACUCCAACUCAAACUUUUACACAAGAGAUAGAUAUGGAUGAUCAAUUAGAGGAGAUGAUUCGUGAUGUGGGUCCAAAAUCAUUCAAGCGAGCACAUAUGUAUGAAUCUUUGUGUAGUGAUUCGGAGAAGCCGUUGUAUCCAAAUUGCACGAAAUUUACAAGAUUGUCAGCGAUAUUGAGAUUGUUCAAUCUGAAGGCAAGAAAUAGGUGGAGUGAUAAAAGCUUCACAGAAUUGUUAGAACUAUUGAAAGAAAUGCUUCCGGAGGGUAAUACAUUGCCUAGUCGUAACUACGAGGCAAAAAAGGUGUUGUGUCCUAUGGGUUUGGAGUAUAAGAAGAUACACGGGUGCCCAAAUGACUGUAUGUUGUAUCAUGGUGAAUAUGAAGGGCUGCAUCAAUGUCCAAAAUGUGGGUUGUCACGAUAUAAAAAAAAGCAAGAUGAUUCUGAUUAUGAUGUGAGCACUAAGGGUCCUCCAGCUAAGGUUUUAUGGUAUUUACCAAUUGUUCCGAGAUUAAAACGUCUUUUUGCUAAUGCGGAUAAUGCAAAGCUAAUGAGAUGGCAUGAAGAUGAGAGGAAGUGUGAUGGACAACUUAGGCAUCCAGCAGAUUGCUUACAAUGGAAAAAAAUUGAUUCUAUGUUUCCACAUUUUAGCAAGGAGCCAAGAAAUUUUAGGCUUGGACUAGCUACGGAUGGAAUGAAUCCGUUUGGUAAUUUAAGCACUAAGCAUAGUUCAUGGCCAGUUUUAUUGCCCGGAAACGACAUUGAUGUCUAUUUAACUCCAUUGGUUAAAGACUUGAAGAUGUUGUGGGAGAAGGGAAUUGAUGUGUACAAUGGGUAUAGUGUUAAAGGGCACAAAGCUUGCCCUAUAUGUGAAGAGGACACUUGUUACCAUCAACUAGUUAAUUGGAAGAAGACAGUUUACCUUGGUCAUCGAAGAUUUCUUCAACCUAACCAUCCAUAUCGAAGGUUAAAGAAAACUUUUAAUGGAUGUCAAGAAUAUGGCAUAGCACCUACUGCAUUAACCGGUGAGCAAGUUUAUGACCGGGUAAAGAAUUUAAAUGUGGUACUUGGAAAGUCGAAAAAACAACCCAAAGAAAAAAACAUAUGGAAGAAAAGGUCGAUAUUUUUUUAUCUUCCUUACUGGAAAGUUCUUGAUGUUAGACAUCGCAUUGAUGUCAUGCAUGUUGAGAAAAAUGUAUGUGAUAGUGUAAUUGGCACACUUCUCAAUUUAAAAGGUAAGACAAAAGAUGGACUCAAAUCUCGUCUAGAUUUGCAACUCAUGGGAAUACGAGAACAAUUGUAUCCCCAACCUAUGGGUAAGCGAACAUAUUUGUCCCCUGCAUGUCACACAUUGUCAAAAAAGGAGAAAACAAGUUUUUGUGAGUCCUUACGUGGUGUCAAAGUGCCGUACGGUUACUCUUCCAAUGUAAAAAGUUUAGUAUCAAUGAAAGAUUUGAAAUUAGUUGGCUUAAAGUCUUAUGAUUGCCAUGUACUAAUGCAACAAUUUCUUCCUAUCGCUAUACGUGAUGUUUUACCUAAAAAUGUGAGUAAAGUAAUUAAUCCUCAGAAGUUGGAUGAUUUGGAAAAUGAAGCUGUUUUAAUAUUGUGUCAAUUGGAGAUGUAUUUUCCUCCUUCCUUUUUUGACAUUAUGGUUCACUUAAUCAUCCACUUGGUUAGGGAGGUUAGGUUGUGUGGUCCUGUCUUUUUGAGGUGGAUGUACCCAGUUGAGAGAUACAUGAAGAUAUUGAAAGGGUAUGUGAAGAACCAACAUCGUCCAGAAGCAUCCAUUAUAGAAAGGUACAUUGCAGAAGAAGCAAUUGAGUUUUGUACUGAAUACAUGUCUCAAGCUGAAUCAAUAGGCAUUCCUAAGACCCGUCAUGAGGGACGAACUGCUGGGAAGGGUACAAUAGGCAUAAAAUUGAAAAGCAUGAUGCGAGAAGAAGUGCUUCAAGCACAUUUGUAUAUAUUGAAUAACACUGAUGAGGUUUUACCUUAUUUAAAUGCCCACAAAGACUUAGUGAAGACAAACAACCCUCGAAUGCCUGAAAAAUGGGUGUUGAAUGAGCAUAACAAGACUUUCAUAGAGUGGUUUAAAGUGAAUGUUGGGACAGAUUUAAGUGUUUCUGAAACUUUACAACGCUUAGCUCAAGGACCUAACUUUGAUGUGUUUACUUUCUGUGGAUAUGACAUUAACAACUACUCAUUUUAUACAAAGGCACAGGAUGACAAGAGUACUAUGCAAAAUAGUAGGGUUAUGAUAGUUGCUCAAUCUAUGCAUUUCUCAACAAAAAAUGAUAACAACCUUAUCACAGCUUCUAUGUGGUACUUUGGAGUUAUUGAAGACAUAUGGGAGGUCGAUUAUGGUCCAUUUCGAGUACCUAUAUUUAAAUGCAAGUGGGUUGAUAGUAAUAGUGGUGUCAAAAUUGAUGAACUUGGAUUUACUUUGGUCGACCUUAAUAAAGUUGGUCAUAAAGAAGAGCCUUUCAUCAUGGCUUUCCAAGUAAAGCAAGUAUUUUAUGUCACCGAUCCAUCUAAUAAAAGGUCGUCAAUUGUUCUACAAGGUAGAAGUAACAAUGUAAAUGAAGAAUUUGGAGAUUUAAGUAAUAUAAUUGAUACUCCUUCCUUGUCAACAUGUGUGCUAACUUUUAAUGAAGAUGAUGUGGAUGAUGUAUAUGCCACUCGUGAGGAUCAUCGGGAAGAAAUAUGGGAGAACAAUGAAACUUGA